Cornus florida is the source of this 1576-nucleotide messenger RNA. RefSeq names its product triacylglycerol lipase OBL1-like. Gene Ontology annotation, biological process: lipid metabolic process. The record is from RefSeq and is a predicted model, not a curated record. The transcript has 5 exons. Gene Ontology annotation, molecular function: triacylglycerol lipase activity. Lineage: Eukaryota; Viridiplantae; Streptophyta; Magnoliopsida; Cornales; Cornaceae. Bases 1 to 1443 code for a protein of 480 amino acids.
AUGGCUUGUGAUGAAGAAUUCUGCAAGGACUAUCUGGUGUUGAAACCAGAAGAAGGUAGUCUUUUCGAUCUUGUUCGUAUAUUACGUUCAUCUGAAUUAGACAAAAGAGAGUUUGUUGAAUUCUCUGGUGUAGGGAAACUGAUCAGAGGACUCGAGUAUAGAUGGAUCGUGUCCGUCUCCUUCCUUGCGCAGAAACUCCUCCUUUACUUGAAAAAACCCUUGGCUCGGAUAGGGUUCUUGCUCGAGAUGUGGCUCAAUCUCCUGUCAAGCAAUGGUGGUGCUUUCUUCCCAUUUUUGCUAAAUACCCUAAAAGGAAACUUUGUGUGGCCAAACAGAACAUCAGCAACUUUCACAUCUGUGGUGGGAAAUCUUGAUCUAAGGGUGGAAUUAGAUAAAAAUAUGAGAAAUGGGGACAGAAGAUAUGCUACAUCACUGUCUAUGAUGGCUGCUAAAUUGGCCUAUGAGAAUGCAGCUUUUGUCCAAACUAUAGUCACAGAGCACUGGAAUAUGGAAUUCUUGGGGUUCUUCAGCUUCUGGAAUGAUUAUCAGAAUCAAUCAUCAACCCAAGCUAUCAUGUUCCACGAUACAAGCACUAAUUCUGACCUAAUCAUGGUGGCCUUUAGAGGAACCGAGCCAUUCGACGCAGACAAGUGGUGCACAGAUGUGGACAUCUCAUGGUAUGAGCUCGAGAAUGUUGGUAGAAUCCAUGGUGGCUUUAUGAAAGCAUUGGGCUUACAGAAGGGAAAAGGGUGGCCUAAGAAGAUAGAACAAGGUUUGAACGAAAAAUCAUAUGCUUACUAUACAAUUAGACAGAAGCUGAGAGACUUAUUACAAAAGCAUGAGAAGGCAAAGUUUGUAGUGACAGGACACAGCUUGGGAGGGGCACUAGCAAUUCUGUUUGCGGCAGUGCUAGGGUUUCACGAGGAGGAAGGGUUGUUGAACAGGUUGGAAGGGGUGUACACUUUUGGGCAGCCUAGGGUUGGGAACAAGAAGUUUGGGGAAUUUAUGGAGGGAAAAAUGAGGAAGUAUGAUGUGAGAUAUAUUAGGUUUGUUUAUUGUAAUGACAUAGUGCCUAGAUUGCCAUAUGAGGGUAGAACUCUCUUGUUUAAGCACUUUGGGACCUGUCUCUACUACAACAGCUGCUACAAAGGCAAGGUUGUUUGGGAGGAACCAAAUAAGAACUACUUCUCAGUGCUGUGGGCAAUACCCAAGAUCUUAAACGCUGUUUGGGAGCUGAUUAGGAGUUUCAUUAUCCCAUACAUCAAGGGUUCAGACUACAAGGAAGGCUGGUUUUUGAGAUUUGUUAGGGUGUUUGGGUUGGCAGUUCCAGGAUUAUCGGCUCAUGGGCCUGAAGAUUAUGUUAAUGUCACUAGAUUGGGCUCCUUACAUUCAUUACUUUCUAGCCAAGGCCUAAUUCAGCAACAAGGUCUUAAACAUGAAUAAGUUCAAAUGAUCUGUGUGUGUGUGUUUUUAAUGGUAAAGCAAACUCACACACAUAUGAUUCUACUGUGCCUCAAACUCCUUACCUUUCCUUUGGAGCCAAGUUUAUAGUUAUUGCCCAUUUGGUUCUACUAAU